Molecule: messenger RNA, 2490 nt
Organism: Daphnia pulicaria
Lineage: Eukaryota; Metazoa; Arthropoda; Branchiopoda; Diplostraca; Daphniidae
Exons: 4
Coding region: 187-1875 (562 amino acids)
Biological process (GO): intracellular signal transduction; phosphatidylinositol phosphate biosynthetic process
Cellular component (GO): phosphatidylinositol 3-kinase complex
Molecular function (GO): 1-phosphatidylinositol-3-kinase regulator activity
Source: RefSeq, a predicted model, not a curated record
UCGUAAUUUUUUUUUUUUUUCGUUUUUUUUUUGGGUUAAAUUUAUUAUUCCGAUAAUUAAUCGCAAUCGAAUUUAAAAGGUUGACGAUUUUUCAAAUUUGGCGCUGCUGGCCUAUCGAUCGAAUCGGCCUUUUUCCUUCAAUCGAUUCCAGGAACAUCUAAGGCAAUCGCCCCCGAAGGCAUCAAAAUGUUGGGAGGUGGCAGCAGCAGCAGCAGCAGCCAAGGUAACGGCUGUGGAGGAGCUUUCUCUUCAUCGUCGGCAUUGCCGCCGGCUAGACGCCAUCAGCACCACCACCACAAUCACCACCAGCAACAACAACAACAGACGGCCUCAGCAGCAGCAGCAGCAGCAGCAGCAGCUGCUAUCAUUUCAGCCUCUUCUUGCUGGAGCCCCACCAAUCCAUUCAACGUGCUGGCCAGUGGCGGCUGUGGCGUUGGGUCAGUUGUGGCUCCGCCAACGGCCUCGGAGGAAGCGCCAACGGAGGCCGCAGCUGUGGCCUUGUCGCCCGCCAAUUUCUUGUACGCCAAUUACCCGCCUCCUCCGCUUCUGCUGCCCAGCACAGCUCCGGCCAUCCAGCGGAAGAGGCCCGGCUGCUUGUGCGACCACCAGGACGACUACGGCGAUUUCAACUGCCAUCCGGCGACAACUACAACAGCAUCCAGCGGAGGAGUUGGCUAUUACGACGAUCUGCUGGGCCACAAUUACGGCGAGUGCGGAGGCAUCCAGCAGCAGGUGAUUGAGCCGCUGGAUUUGUCACUGCCCAAAGUGAAGGUGCGCCAGCACUGGUCGGGCGGAUCCAUCGUCCAGGUCAACGACUCGACCAUCAUCAGCAUCAGCGGCCGUCGUCCGGCUCUCAGCAGAGGCUCGACAGCCAACAACAACAACAGCAACAACAGCAACAGUGACUCGACGUGUUGUUGCGGCGGCUGCUGUGCCGAUUCCGUUGGCUGCCCCAAUUCUUCUUCUUCUUCUUCCAGGCUGGACGUGUCGGUGGUGACUGUGCCACAACCAGCCCGGCCGUCAUGCUGGUCAUCAUCGCCCAGUUACGCCAACCAACAACAGUCUCAUCGACAACAACAGCAGCAACAACAACAACCAUUCCGGCUCCAGAUUGAAAUCCCAUUCGGUGCCAGUGACGACAAGUUGUUGCCCGGCUUCUUCCGCCACCACCACCACCACCGCAGGACUAACAAUAAUAAGCCGAUCCAUUGCCACAACAACAACAACAACAGCCACCUUCACCACCACUCGUCCGCCCAUCCGGCGGAAGUCUGCGCCACCAUGACGGAAGGAUCCGGAGGAGAUGAGUCUGACGACCUGCAACGGCUGUCGGACAGCGCCCACCAGCUCCGCCUCUCCGGAUAUUACUACGGCCACCUCUCCUGGAAGGAAUCCGUCCAGCUCCUCCAAAACACAAAGGUUGGGACGUUUCUAGUGCGGGACUCUUCCGACGCCCGCUACCUGUACGCCUUGAGCCUGCAGACGGACAAAGGUCCGACCAGCGUGCGGAUCCACUACUCGAGCAGCGGAUUCCGGCUGGACGCCUGCAGCACGGGCAUGGCCGACCACCUGCCGCGCUUCCGAACGGUCCUCGACCUGGUCGACCACUACGUCGCCAAAUGGUCACAGUGUCGUGACAAGGGACAGUUUUGGCUGGACAAUAGCGGGCAGGUGCACUCGGAAGUCGUCCUGAUCCGGCCGCUGAUGCGCGAUUGCCCGUCGCUGAAGCACCUGUGCCGGCUGGCCUGCAACCAGCACCGCCAGCAGCAGCCUCAGCCAGUGCUGCGCAGCGGCAGUGUUGCCAAUUCGCCGUCUUCCGUCAAGAUACCUCCGACGAUCAAGUCUUAUUUGAACGAGUAUCCCUAUCAGCACUGAAUUUUUUGAAAACAAGAAUUUAAAAUUCGACGCCAAUUUGUUUGUUUUUUUAAAACCAUAACAUUCCCUUUUUAUUUUAUUUUUAAAAAUUAAACUUUAAAAAUCUGUAUCAUAAAAACAAAACGACAAAACUUUGAAAGAAAAUGGCCAAUUUCGUUCAUUUCUGUUAUACCGAGUCAAUCCUAAAUAAUGAUGUGCUGUAUAACUUUUUUUUUUUUAAUUUCCCCCGACCAAGACACACACACACACACACAUACAAAGCGCGGGAACAUUUUGAAAAACAAAAUAUCUCGUCAUCAACGACACAGUGCAUGUGUGUGUUUAUUUUCUCUUCUAUUUCUCUGAUAAUUCAAAUUUUUGUACAUAUAUCUAUAUAUAUAUACUUAUUUUUUAAGCGUCAUCAAUUUUGGAAAUAUUUGAAACAUUUUUCGCUCUCUCUCUCCCUCUCUCUCUCUCUACUUUGAACAGAAAAAGAAAAAAUCAAUUAUAUAUCAUUUUCUUUGCGCCUCACCGAGCUUUUUUGUCCUCUUGUAUAAUAUCGUCGUUGUUGAUGUUGUUGUUGUUGUUGUGUACAAAAAGAAAAGAAAAAAGAAAAAAUUUUUUUUACCCCCAUCA